Messenger RNA from Seriola dumerili (greater amberjack), 498 nucleotides. RefSeq names its product CD59 glycoprotein-like. The transcript is spliced from 3 exons. NCBI's taxonomy places the organism in Eukaryota, Metazoa, Chordata, Actinopteri, Carangiformes, Carangidae. Bases 51 to 377 code for a protein of 108 amino acids. The record is from RefSeq and is a predicted model, not a curated record.
GGAAACUGCUUUUUGUUUUGAUUUUCAGACUGACAGUGCUUCCAGUCACCAUGAGGAGCUCUGUGGUGUUUUGCCUGGCUGUCAGCUUUGCCAUGUUUGGAUUUGGCGUCUCGCUGCAGUGUUACUCCUGCCCUGAUGGCACCUCCAGCAGCUGUGAAGUCAAGCAGCAGUGUAACCAGGGUGAAGACAGCUGCAUCAAAAUCACCAGUGGAGAAACGAUCUACACCAGAUGCAUUAGCUACGCAGACUGUGAGUUCAGGACUCUGGCUGUCAGAUACCCCAUCCCUCAAUUCACCUUCUCCUGCUGUCAGUCCGAACUCUGCAACGGCCAAGAAAAAAGUGUUUUUCAGAAAUUAAAGGAUUUCUUUAAGAAUUAAGAAGAAGAAGUCCUGAUUUCAGACUGUUGAUUUCAUUCAUAGCACUUAAUUGUUCUCCUGCUGUAAACAUUUUUAAACACUCAACAAUAAAGUCUUAUCCUAAUAAAAUGUGUGCACUCAC